This is a messenger RNA of Zingiber officinale, 1937 nucleotides long. RefSeq names its product protein NRT1/ PTR FAMILY 5.2-like. The record is from RefSeq and is a predicted model, not a curated record. Bases 104 to 1858 code for a protein of 584 amino acids. The transcript has 4 exons. Gene Ontology annotation, molecular function: dipeptide transmembrane transporter activity; tripeptide transmembrane transporter activity. Gene Ontology annotation, cellular component: membrane. Gene Ontology annotation, biological process: dipeptide transport; transmembrane transport. NCBI's taxonomy places the organism in Eukaryota, Viridiplantae, Streptophyta, Magnoliopsida, Zingiberales, Zingiberaceae.
UUGGCACGCUCUGCCACAGCAAUCAAUCAUUUACCAGCUGGCGUUAUAACUCACAGUCGAUCUUCUCCGCCGUAUAGUUAACAAACCACCUCGCUCAAUCGCCAUGGCCGUCACCGCCACCACCGCCAUCGCCAACGGAGGGGAUUCCGUGCUCGGCGAGCACACCAAGGACGGCACCGUCGAUCUCAAAGGCAACCCCGCGCUGCGGUCCAAGCGGGGAGGGUGGACCGCCUGCUCCUUCAUCGUCGCGUACGAGGCGUUCGAGCGGAUGGCGUACUACGGCAUCUCCUCCAAUCUCAUACUGUACCUGACCAACAAGCUGCACCAGGGCACCGUCGCCUCCGCCAACAACGUCACCAACUGGGUCGGAACCGUCUGGCUGACGCCCGUCGUCGGCGCCUACGUCGCCGACGCGCACCUCGGCCGCUACUGGACCUUCAUCGUCGCCUCCAUCAUAUACCUCUCAGGGAUGUGUCUACUAACCUUGGCGGUGUCACUGCCGGCGCUCAAACCGCCGGCGUGCGGCCGCAACACGGCCGAUCCUUCUUGCUCCGCCAAGGCAACGCCGCUGCAUCUCGGAGUCUUCUUCUGCGCGCUCUACAUUAUCGCCGUCGGCACCGGCGGCACCAAGCCCAACAUCUCCACCAUCGGCGCAGACCAGUUCGAUGAGUUCCAUCCCCGCGAGCGCGCCCACAAGCUCUCCUUCUUCAACUGGUGGAUGUUCAGCAUCUUCUUCGGCACCCUCUUCGCCAACACCGUCCUCGUGUUCAUCCAGGACAACGUCGGAUGGACGCUCGGCUACGCUCUCCCCACCCUCGGUCUCGCCGUCUCCAUCUCCGUCUUUAUCGCCGGCACCCCCCUCUACCGCCACAGGAUCCCCGUCGGCAGCCCCUUCACCAAGAUGGCCAGGGUUCUGGUCGCCGCCGCCCGGAAGUGUACCGUACGGUCGCCCGGCGACCCCAGGGAGCUGCAUGAGCUCGAUCUCGACGCGUAUACGGAGCCCGGCAAAUAUCGCAUCGAUUCCACGCCAACUUUGAGAGUUCUGAAUAAAGCGGCGGUGAAGACCGGUGCGUCGAAUCCAUGGGCGCUUUGCACGGUGACACAAGUGGAAGAGACGAAGCAGAUGCUGCGCAUGAUCCCCGUCCUCAUUACCACCUUCGUCCCCAGCACAAUCAACGCCCAAAUCAACACCCUGUUCGUGAAGCAGGGCACCACCCUUGACCGCCACAUCGGCCCCAACUUCAAAAUCCCCCCGGCGAGCCUCGUCGCCUUCGUCACGCUCUCCAUGCUGGUCAACGUCGUCCUCUACGACCGCUACUUCGUCCCGUUCAUGCGUGGGCUCACCGGGAACCCCCGCGGUAUCUCGCUGCUGCAGCUCAUGGGCACGGGGAUGGCGAUCCACAUCGUGAUCAUGUCGGUGGCGUCGCUGACGGAGCGACGGCGACUGGCUGCGGCGCGGGAGAACGGGCUAGUGGAGAGCGGCGCCGGAGUGCCGCUCACCAUCUUCAUCCUGCUCCCGCAGUUCGCCCUGAUGGGGGUGGCGGACGCAUUCCUGGAGGUGGCCAAGCUGGAGUUUUUCUACGACCAGGCCCCGGAGGGGAUGAAGAGCCUUGGGACGUCCUACGCCAUGACCAGCCUCGGCAUCGGCAACUUCCUCAGCAGCUUCCUACUUUCCACCGUGGAACGCAUCACCAGGCAGCGCGGCCACGGCUGGAUACUGAACAACUUGAACGCCUCGCACCUCGAUUACUACUACGCCUUCUUCGUCGUGCUCGAUUUCCUCAACUUCGCCUUGUUUUGCCUGGUUAGCCGGUUCUACGUUUACAGAGCAGAGACGCAACAGGAGGCGGAUGCAUGAUGAGGGCCAAGGAUGCAUUGAUGUAAAACUUUUCCGUCAAUGGUUAAGAUCAGUGUGGCGCCGGGAGGAGUUUGGAGAA